This is a messenger RNA of Hemicordylus capensis (graceful crag lizard), 1922 nucleotides long. Its product is annotated as vitamin D3 hydroxylase-associated protein-like. The record is from RefSeq and is a predicted model, not a curated record. Gene Ontology annotation, biological process: fatty acid catabolic process. Gene Ontology annotation, molecular function: fatty acid amide hydrolase activity; amidase activity. Bases 71 to 1846 code for a protein of 591 amino acids. Lineage: Eukaryota; Metazoa; Chordata; Lepidosauria; Squamata; Cordylidae. The transcript has 15 exons.
UUGUCAUUCACUCAGAGGAGCUGGAAGCUCAAAUAACUCCCCUUGGCUGGGAGCGGUGAGCAAAUCUCUCAUGAUGGCUCUAGAGAAAGUCAAGGGGCUCUUGCCUGAGGCUCAAGAGGUCAACGUGUGCAUUGUCUCAGCCGUACUUUGUAGCUCAGCCACUGCCGUUUUGGUGCUAGGAUGGAUGAACCAGAGACGGGUCCAGAAGAAACUCGAAGAGGCAAAGAGGAGGCAAGAGGCUGGCUUUCAACAGAUGGAGAAGGCUGCAAAGCAGUUUAAACAGCAGAACCCAGGUGUGAAAGCCACUCAGAUCCUCCCUCUUCCUCUUGUGGAGCUGUCUGCAAAGUUGAAAGAUGGUUCUUUGUCUCCGGAAAGUGUCCUGUAUGUCUACAUGGAAAAGGCCUUAGAGGUAACCCAGAAAAUCAACUGUGUGACAGAUUUUCUUCCAGAGUGUGAAGAUCAGCUCCGGGAAGUGAAGAAACGGGAGAAAGGAUUACUUUAUGGGGUCCCUGUCAGUAUCAAGGAAAAUGUUGCCUGCAAGGGCUACCCCAAUACACUUGGCUUGGUGAAAUUUCUGGACUGUCCUGAGCGUGAUGAUUCUGUAAUAGUCAAGGUUUUAAAGAAACAAGGGGCAAUUCCAUUUGUAAAGACUAACACUUCACAGGCCAUAUUAAACAUUGACUGUGGCAAUACACUGUUUGGACAAACCUUGAAUCCUUUCAACCAUAAGAAAACCUCUGGAGGCUCUAGUGGAGGGGAAGCAGCACUCAUUGGAGGAGGAGGGUCCAUUCUUGGGAUUGGGACAGAUGUGGCUGCAAGUAUUCGGGUGCCAUGUGGAUUUUGUGGGAUCUGUGGGUUCAAACCAACUGGCUAUAGGCUGAGCGUCAAAGGUGCUACCACUCCUGUAGCUGGAAUGAACUCAGUCAUCUCUGUGACAGGCCCUAUGGCGAGAGAUGUGGAUAGUCUGGUUCUGUGCAUGAGGGCUCUCCUGUGUGAGGAAUUGUUUCGUUUGGAUCCAGCUGUGCCCCCACUUCCCUUUAAUGAGGAGAUUUAUUCUAGUUCCAGACCACUUAGAAUUGGAUACUAUGAUGGAGAUGGUUAUUUCCAGCCAUCUCCCAGCAUGAGGCGGGCAGUGAAGGAAGCCAGAAAACUGCUACAGGAAGCAGGACAUACGCUUAUACCCUUCACUCCCCCUCGAAUUGAUUUUCUGGUGGAUGAGCUUUUCACGAAAGGCCUCUAUGCUGAUGGAAGUUCUACAUUAGUGGAGAAGUUUGAUGGAGAAUUUGUGGAUUCCACUUGGACAAACCAGAUGCGUUGCUACAGAAUGCCAAAUCUGCUGAAGAGGAUCUUGGCUCUCAUUUUAAUGCCUGUGUUUCCACGGAUUUCCCGACAUCUGAAUGCUCUUGUUGGAAUAAGGUCAGUGAAAAGCUUUUGGAAGAACAACGCUGACAGGAUGGCUUACCGUGAUGAAUUCAUUGCAGAAUGGAGGAAGCUGAAUCUGGAUGUUGUGCUUUGUCCUGCUCUGGGACCAGCCUUUAAUCUGGGAUAUGCUGGCAAGCUAUUUGUUGCUACUACCUACACGCACCUGUACAACGUCCUGAAUUUUCCUGCUGGAGUUGUCCCAGUUUCUACAGUGACGCAGGCAGAUGAGGAAGAGCUGAGACUUUACAAAGGGCAUUAUGGAGACCCCUGGGAUAAGAGAAUGAAAGAGGCUGUGGAGGAUGCUGUGGGGCUCCCUGUGGCAGUCCAGUGUGUGGCCUUGCCAUGGCAGGAGGAACUGUGUCUUCGGUUCAUGAAGGAGGUAGAGACACUCUCCCAAGAGAAGAGAGGGAAGAGGAAAGUUUGAGUCUGUCAGAAAGAAGACUGCAAAGAAUGUUGUUCUGUAUCUACUAAUAAACACUUUUGUUGACUUCUUUCAUUUA